CUUCGUGUGGGAGAAUACAGAAGAUGAUCUGCAAGCAGACAAGACAAAAAUACUGGCUCUUAGUAAAAGUCAUGAACUGUUUGUCCAUGAAUUCACUAUAGAAGAUGGAAAAUGCAACCCGAUUUCCCUGCACAGUUGUAAGGAAGAUACACUUAAAAAGCUCCUUGAAGUUAAAAACAUUAGCCUGUCUUCAAUUUUCUCUUUGAGGAUACUGUCUUUUGAAAACAACAAAUGCAUUCUUCUGCUCAAUAAGUCUAUUGUUGUGCAUCUUACCUUUCCUGGAAAAGAGUCGCCCUUAGAGACCUGUGACUGCUUUGCCCUUGAUUUGCGUCCGCAAGCGUUGGAAAGAAUAACGGAUAUGCACUUCUGCAGGGGGAUCCUGUUCCUGUUGGAUAGCUCUGGCUGGAUUUACGUAUUUGACACCUUUGAUGGUGCAAAUCUAGCAAACAUCAACGUAGCGCUCUGCCAGGGAGCUGUGCAGGAUGGGGAGAGGAGUCCAACCAUCGCAUCGCCACUCAUGGCGGUGAAAGUGUCGCGUGAUCUCAGUGUUGCUGUGAUCAUCAGCUCUUCCAACUGCGCCAUCUCCGUGGAUCUAAACACAUACUUCAGACAGUUCCCUGGGCACUUGCUCUGUAAGAGAGAUCCUGAAAAUCUUCCGGUGAAGCCUCCUGAAGGACUAGAUGAGGAUGACCUUGCUAGUUCUGAGUACAGCAUGGAGCUUCUGUCCUUGCCUUUCCACACAGACCGGUACGUCCUGGAGAGCACACUUGUCCUCACUAUGUGA
This is a messenger RNA of Pterocles gutturalis (yellow-throated sandgrouse), 784 nucleotides long. RefSeq names its product spatacsin-like. Gene Ontology annotation, biological process: axon extension; chemical synaptic transmission; axo-dendritic transport. The annotation marks the transcript as partial. The transcript has 5 exons. Gene Ontology annotation, cellular component: dendrite; axon; synapse. The record is from RefSeq and is a predicted model, not a curated record. Lineage: Eukaryota; Metazoa; Chordata; Aves; Pterocliformes; Pteroclidae.